Molecule: messenger RNA, 684 nt
Organism: Microdochium trichocladiopsis
Lineage: Eukaryota; Fungi; Ascomycota; Sordariomycetes; Xylariales; Microdochiaceae
Exons: 1
Coding region: 12-245 (77 amino acids)
Source: RefSeq, a predicted model, not a curated record
GGGUCCUGAACAUGCAUGAUCACGUAGCGGCUUUGACUAAAGCAGCUCCACCAUUGCGGCCCGGAGCUCGCCGAUGGUCGUCGUUGCACAACGCCAAGUUAUCGCCCACGGCCGGCCAAGCCCCACCAUCAGGCCCUCCCAAGGCCGAUCCCGCAGGCACAGAGCCGGUGGCCGUUCGAGUCGUGUGCGCCGUGAGCCUUUGGGACCGCAGGAGAGACCGUGAUUAUUCCCUCUCUGUGACUUGAACAGUACCGACACCUCUAGACCACGAUACUUUGAGCACAGCAACAACCCUUCCUCUCACAGUAGUGCAUUGAAGCUACCAAGAAGACAGUAUGGACCAGAUCGAGUAUCGGCUGGAGGACGUCAAGGCGACGCGGAUAGCGUCCGAUGACAUUGACAAGACCUUCCGGUCGAGCACCAUCGGUGAGUGUGCUGGGCUUCACAGCCAAUUCUACCGUCCUUGACUAAAUCAAUAUCGAACAGAUCUCAUCUCGGGCACGCUCGGUGGUAAGAUCCUGGGCUUCUCCGAUGAGUGGUUCGCUGAGGCCGCGAACUUGGUGACUCCUACGCCACCUAUCCGGCAGCCAGGCAAGAUGGUUUACACUGGUGCCUGGUACGACGGCUGGGAGACAAGGAGGCACAAUUCCGAGCCAUUCGACUGGGUUGUGAUCCGUCUCGGUG